Messenger RNA from Mollisia scopiformis, 738 nucleotides. RefSeq names its product nagb/rpia/CoA transferase-like protein. NCBI's taxonomy places the organism in Eukaryota, Fungi, Ascomycota, Leotiomycetes, Helotiales, Mollisiaceae. Gene Ontology annotation, molecular function: 5-formyltetrahydrofolate cyclo-ligase activity. Gene Ontology annotation, cellular component: mitochondrion. The transcript is spliced from 2 exons. Gene Ontology annotation, biological process: tetrahydrofolate interconversion; folic acid-containing compound biosynthetic process. The record is from RefSeq and is a predicted model, not a curated record. Bases 1 to 738 code for a protein of 245 amino acids.
AUGGCUUCAGCAGCUGUCUUGAAAGCAGCAAAGAAGCAGCUUCGGACAUUGAUGAAGCAGAAGCUCUCGAGUAUUCCAGCAGAAUCUAUUGAUGCACAGAGCGCUGCUAUCUUCAAAAAUAUCAUAAGGUUAGAACCAUAUCAAGAAGCAAAGCGUAUUUGCGUCUACUUGUCUAUGCCCAUGGGAGAAGUCCAGACGGAUGCCAUUGUACGAAAUGCUCUUAGUUCUGGCAAGCAAGUCUUCGUACCUCAUCUUCACAAAAUUCGGAAUCCACUGCCUGACACUCCACGAUCGGUGAUGGACAUGGUAGAUCUUCGUUCUCUUCUGGAUUAUGAAUCACUGGAAAGAGAUAGUUGGGGGAUACCUACAAUCAAUGCAGAGACAGUGGGCCAACGAGAACAUAUACUAAAAGAUUCGGAAAAGACGAAAGAGGGGUUGGACCUGAUCCUGAUGCCUGGUGUGGCGUUUCAAAAGGAUGAGUCCAGUGGUUUCGUGAAGCGCCUUGGUCAUGGAAAAGGAUUCUAUGACUACUUCUUGCACAAGUACAGAGAAAGCAGAGGGUCACUGCUGGAGGAGCCAUCGCGAGAUCCAGGAACAGAUGUAUUGCUGUAUGGCUUAGCCCUUAAGGAGCAAUUCCUAGAAAACACCACCGAAGAAGUACCCGUCGGCGAGCACGACAGCUUGUUGCAUGGUCUGGUGAUUGGUGACGGAAGUUUCUUGGAGUGUGCGUCGAAAUGA